AUGGGCGAGAAAGGGAGAGAAGCAAAUGAGCCAGAGGAAGAAGAAGAGAUAGUCUGCUUGGAUGAGUCCUUCUUCAUCAACGAUGAUUAUCAGCUUACUACUUUUACCUUUGGGUCCCAUGUUCUUGAGCUCUACUGUCUCCAAUCAGCUUCAACUGAUUUUGAUUUAACAGGGCAGCUGGUUUGGCCCGGUGCUAUGCUUAUGAACGGUUAUCUCUCAGAAAAUGCUGAGAUUCUCCAGGGAUGUUCAGUUUUGGAGUUGGGAUCUGGCGUUGGUAUAACUGGAGUCCUCUGUAGCAAAUUUUGCUCUAAAGUUAUUCUUACUGACCAUAACGAUGAAGUGCUCAAGAUAUUGAAGAAAAACAUCGAGCUUCAUGAACAUUCGAGCGGUCCUAACCCCUCAGCUGAAUUAGAGGCUGCAAAGUUAGAAUGGGGAAAUAGUGAUCGUCUUGGUGAAAUUUUACAGAAACAUAACGAUGGCUUUGACCUUAUUCUUGGAGCUGAUAUCUAUAUCCUUAUCUUUCAGCAAUCUAGUGUGCCAUUGCUAUUUGACAGUGUAGAGCAGCUUCUGCGGAUUAGGGGACACGGAAAUUGCAAAUUCAUACUAGCAUACGUAUCACGGGCCAGACAGAUGGAUUCAGCGAUCUUGAGGGAAGGCGCUCAGCACGGGAUGCUGAUGAAUGAAGUUUCUGGGACUCGGUGUACCGUGGGAAACUUGGAAGGGGUUAUAUUUGAGAUCACUCUUCAAUAA
Molecule: messenger RNA, 750 nt
Organism: Arabis nemorensis
Lineage: Eukaryota; Viridiplantae; Streptophyta; Magnoliopsida; Brassicales; Brassicaceae
Source: the annotation of a GenBank genome assembly